CUGUUCGUAUCUUAGACUUCGUCAAACCAUUAUCUGGGGUCAAGGUACUCAACAUCAGACAAAAUGCAUCCUUCACGUUUGAUCUUCCACCACCAUUAUGGUUCUUUGUAGCCAUAGAAUCGCUCUCCCAGGCUCUCCUUCCACUUGUGCCCUCGAUACCGCAAUCGUACCCUUGCCUUCGUUUCUACUUACUAUAGCCCUCCUGCCACUAUUCUUUUGCUUGAAGAAGAAAUUCACAGAAAACGUCAUUCGGCUUCCGUAUCCCUACUGGCUCCAUAAUGUCUACCUCGUCCUGGUCUUGGCAGCUUUUGCAAUGACAAUUUUGGAGAUGACUCGACUUUCUGCUCAGGAUCUAGGUGUUGGGUUACUGCCGGUGACACCUAUCGCGUUGUCUAUUGUCAUGGUCGUGUUAUGGGUAGAACGACGGGGUCGUACACGGUUCAUGUCUGUGACAUUCUGCUUGUAUUGGCUAUUCCUUGCCGCCGUGGAGACAGUGAAGGUUGUCAGAUUGAAUGUCCUUGAUGAAACCAUCCCGAACAAAGCAUCAUCACCAGAGUAUCCUGCCUCCGAUCAGCUACUUGACAACGCUGUUAUGGUCGCAUUAUAUUGGCUUUUCUUCAUUUUUGAGCUCUACACUAGCUUAAGGAUGCGUGAAGUCAAUAAAACGCAACCUUAUAUUCUACACGACCUACCGUAGACCCGUCAAAAGCGCCAUCAAAACGUCAUGUCCGUAUUAAUAUUGUCUGUUAUAACAUAUAUAGGUUUCUAUCGGUGUAUCAGUAUUUAUUCCGUUGAA
Messenger RNA from Lentinula edodes (shiitake mushroom), 796 nucleotides. RefSeq lists its product as uncharacterized. The record is from RefSeq and is a predicted model, not a curated record. NCBI's taxonomy places the organism in Eukaryota, Fungi, Basidiomycota, Agaricomycetes, Agaricales, Omphalotaceae. Bases 98 to 697 code for a protein of 199 amino acids. The transcript is spliced from 4 exons.